AUGCCUGCCAAACGACACGCGGCCACAACCACCUCCGCGGCGACCCCAGCAACAACAGCACCGCUCUCCUCCGGUCCCGCGACCCUGAAGACGAAUGCCUCGCCCGCUGAAAUCGCCCAACAUGUCUGGCAGCAGUACCUGGCGACCACGCCGCAGCGCACAAUGCUCCUGGACGCCUUCAUGGCGUUCCUUGUUCUUGUAGGCGGAUUGCAGUUCUUGUACUGUGUUCUCGCUGGAAAUUACCCCUUCAACGCCUUCCUGAGUGGUUUCAGCGCCGCCGUCGGCCAAUUCGUUCUGACUGCCAGUCUGCGCAUGCAGACAAGUGACUCCGGCUCUGAUGUUAGUAAGCCUAGUUCCAAGGGGAAGAAUGCGCGGUUUGCUGAAGAGAGUGAGGAGGGAACGGGUAUCUCGCACGAAAGAGCAUUCGCCGAUUACAUCUUCGGCAGCCUUAUUCUACACUUCUUCUGCAUCAACUUUAUCAAUUAA
Messenger RNA from Penicillium argentinense, 486 nucleotides. Its product is annotated as putative oligosaccharyl transferase subunit Dad1. Gene Ontology annotation, biological process: protein N-linked glycosylation. The record is from RefSeq and is a predicted model, not a curated record. The coding region runs from base 1 to 486 and encodes 161 amino acids. Lineage: Eukaryota; Fungi; Ascomycota; Eurotiomycetes; Eurotiales; Aspergillaceae. The transcript is spliced from 3 exons. Gene Ontology annotation, cellular component: oligosaccharyltransferase complex; membrane.